AUGUCGUUUCGGAAGCGUGGAGAGGUUCUCAAUGGUCGGAACGGUGUUGGUGGUGUUAGGGGCAUCCCCACUGGUCGCGGUUUGCCCCGGAGACCUGGCGGUAUUCCCACCAGAACCGCUGACGUUGCCGCCGAAUUGAGUCAAUUGGAUAUUCGUGGUGGUGAGAGUCCACUUGCAGGGCAUGUUGGUGUCAGGCCAUCCCCGCUUAGUGCAAACCUUGUGACUUCUACCGGGUGUGGUGAUCUGGACAAGAUCCUUGGGCACAUGGGGCUUCCCCUUGGGUCUUCCUUGCUUGUGGAGGAGGAGACGACUACUGAUUUCAGUUCUGUGCUGUGCAAGAUGUACGCCGCGCAGAGUGUGGUGUAUGCCCGUGCGGCGGUCUCCCAGGGCGCAACGUCCCGCGAGGAGCAGGGGACACACCUGGUGGUUUUGUCUGGGAACGCAGAUUUCGCAAGAGAGCUUCCUGGAGUGUACCAAGGUUCACGGAGGGACGUGAAGAAGACCCGGAUCGCUGAGGAGGAGUCCAAACUGUCCGUGCAAAAUUUGAACGACGACACCCCACAACGGACACCAACACGGUACACAGAUUUGAAGAUCGCUUGGAAGUAUAAGCUUGCUGACGAGCGUGGGCAAGAAGGUGGCAAGCUGCCCGAACAGGGACCAGGGGACUACACUGCCCAGUUCGACAUUACAACACGGAUGAUCCCAGCUGCCUCGGUCCCAGGGGAGAUCACGAUGAUCAACCCUGUUCAACAGUCUGUACAGACUGUGUUGGCACAAUUGGAGGCCGUACUUCAGAGACACCGCGGGUCCCUUGUCCGGAUCCUUGCCCCGCAGUUCCUACACCCUGCAGCGUACCCUCCGGGUGCGUUUGCCCCCUCGUACGCGGUGGCACUCGUUCACGGAUUACAAAGCACACUGAGGAAGCAUUCGGGCCAGUGUGUCCUUAUGGCGAGUACUCCGCGGGACAUUCUUUCCCCCAUGCUUGCAUGCCAGAUUGAGAACUUGUUUGAUGGUGUCAUUGAUUUAGAUCCGUUCCCACAGGAUAUGUUACAGUACUUGGAGAAAAUAUACAGGGCACAACCUGGGAAAGUGCAACAUGGGUUACUCCACGUCACUAAACUGCCCGUGUUGAGUGCGUACGGUGAGAUGCACGAACGUAGAUCCCACUGGGCGUUCAAGAACGGCAAGAAACGGUUUGAGAUCGAGGAGUGGUCCAUCCCCGUGGACGACGAUGCGGCAGGCGAGACUCCCGCGGCGUCGACGUCCUCAUCAACAGCAUCACCAACAGCAUCGACAGCAGCAUCGACCACGGACCGACCCGCGCAGUCCACGAAGCACUCCAUCGAGUACUGA
Molecule: messenger RNA, 1356 nt
Organism: Huiozyma naganishii CBS 8797
Lineage: Eukaryota; Fungi; Ascomycota; Saccharomycetes; Saccharomycetales; Saccharomycetaceae
Gene: ELP4
Product: Elongator subunit ELP4
Exons: 1
Coding region: 1-1356 (451 amino acids)
Biological process (GO): tRNA wobble uridine modification
Cellular component (GO): elongator holoenzyme complex; cytoplasm; transcription elongation factor complex
Source: RefSeq, a predicted model, not a curated record